This is a messenger RNA of Crotalus tigris (Tiger rattlesnake), 721 nucleotides long. It is a transcript of the gene NDUFB1, whose product is annotated as NADH:ubiquinone oxidoreductase subunit B1. The record is from RefSeq and is a predicted model, not a curated record. The coding region runs from base 165 to 338 and encodes 57 amino acids. The transcript is spliced from 3 exons. Gene Ontology annotation, cellular component: mitochondrion. NCBI's taxonomy places the organism in Eukaryota, Metazoa, Chordata, Lepidosauria, Squamata, Viperidae.
GGUGCAUGAUGUAAAAUAGCGUUUCUAUCCGCACUUCUGUUCCCGCUCGCCUUAAUGGUUCCUCCCGGAUACCUAGAUUUCCGAAGCCUCCUCGGGAAACUGAGAGGUCGUUUUGGGCUUAGUUGACCCUGGAUGAGGCCUAGGUGGUCAGGACCGUAACUACCAUGAAUGUUAUCCACUUGGUGCGAGAUCACUGGCCUCUUGCACUGUGUCCCCUAGGAUUCUUGGUGGGAUGGUACUUUGACAAGAAGAAUGAUGAGAAAAUGGCAAUAUUCAGAAAUAAGAGCAAACUAUAUCAAAGGGAAUUGAAACCUGGUGAAGAUGCUAUAUGGAAAUAAUGUGUCAAACUGCUUCUCCUACAGUUUGUUUGAAUAAGUGAUUGUUCCAUAAUGAAAAUAGAAUUUAGUCUUACCUUUGUUCAAAGUAUGAUUACUAAAAAACUAUAUAGCCCCAACUAUAUAAUGUAAUUCAAACAUAUAAUUUGAAGUACGGGUGAUAGCAUUAAGCAGGUUGGUACAGAAUGUUCCUGAGAAACUGUCUAUCAGACCCUGAACAGUUAGCUUCAGAGGCUAUAGUUACAUCCUGUAAACCAUAGAAUUGUAGUUGGUAGGGAUCGGAAAUUAUGUAUGUUUUCUGCAUAAAUUCUUCUGGAUUUCUUCCUUGACAAUUGAUAAGAUCUUUUUGUGCAUUUAAAUAAAAGUACUUUGAGACAGAUUUAAAA